UUUCAUCUUCUCUUUUCGUCGUUGCUGUUUUGCUUCGUUGCUUCGCAGGUGUAGAGAUUGCACGAGUCGCUUCUUCUGCUCCUUCGUUGCUGUUCGACUUCACUCCUUCGACAACUCUCCCCUCCUGUUGGAUCGGAAAUUAAGACAUUUUGAUCGGAAGCAACAACGGGAGCUUGCUGGCCGUGAAGCCCCUACGAGCGGGAAAGGCGGAUGGAGAAGAAGGUGGUUGUGGUUUGUAGCCUUGUGGGCUUUCUUGGUCUUCUUUCCGCUGCCCUUGCGUUUGCUGCGGAGGCUACAAGGAUUAGGGCUUCUGAUGUGGUGACAAAGAAUUUGGGUGAUUGUAUAUAUCCAAAGAGCCCAGCUGUAUAUCUUGGAUUAUUUUCAGCAGUUGUUGUUGCAAUAGAUCAAGCUGUUAUCAAUUUUGUUUCCGGGUGCAUAUGCUGCAAGAGAAAUUUAAACCGCCACAACACUAACUGGACUGUAGCAUUGAUAUCCUUCAUUGUCUCUUGGGUUACUUUUGUCAUAGCAUUUCUUCUAUUAUUGACUGGUUCUGCACUAAAUGAUCAGAAAGGUAUGCAAAAGAUGUACUUGGGCAAUUACUGCUAUGUUUUGAAACCCGGGGUCUUCUCUGGAGGUGCAUUUUUAUCGCUUGCAAGUGUUUCUUUAGGAAUUAUUUACUAUUUGGCACUUCAAAAACCAAAAAGUUCACAGUCAUGGGGUCCUCCACAUAAUCAGGGGAUUGCUUUAGGACAACCCCAUAUCCCUCCUCAGACAGAAAAUCCAGUCUUUGUGCACGAGGAUACAUACAAUAGGCAACAAGUUUUAUAGCAAAAUUUUUUAGUUUGCAGAAGGCCAGAACAAUAUCUUUAUAAAUCUGUCUAUAAAAUCGGAACUAUUUAUAAACACUGCAUAAGGGCUUUGUGUGUUGUUUUAUUUGUGAUAAAAUAUUAUGUAAUUGUAGGGGAAAUUGUAGUAUUAGGUCUUAAUAUUUUAUGUGUAUUUUUUGUGGGUUGUAUUUAUGGAAUCUUAUAGUUAGUUGUUGUUUGUUUCUAUGAUAUCUAUUAUGAUUUUGUAUUAUGAGCA
This is a messenger RNA of Dendrobium catenatum, 1083 nucleotides long. RefSeq lists its product as uncharacterized. The record is from RefSeq and is a predicted model, not a curated record. Lineage: Eukaryota; Viridiplantae; Streptophyta; Magnoliopsida; Asparagales; Orchidaceae. Bases 211 to 828 code for a protein of 205 amino acids. The transcript is spliced from 4 exons.